Messenger RNA from Gigantopelta aegis, 3127 nucleotides. Its product is annotated as FK506-binding protein-like. The record is from RefSeq and is a predicted model, not a curated record. Lineage: Eukaryota; Metazoa; Mollusca; Gastropoda; Neomphalida; Peltospiridae. Gene Ontology annotation, molecular function: protein binding. The coding region runs from base 135 to 1331 and encodes 398 amino acids. The transcript is spliced from 2 exons.
GAAACACAACUCUGUCUGGUUAAAAAAUAAACAAAAACAUUCGACAUUCCAGCAAUGGUUUAGAAUUUCUUCUUUCUGUUGGCAGUAAGUGUUAUCCUCCUUGUCUCACGUGAACAAGAAAAUUAAAGUUAAAAAUGGAUGUCGACGCUGACAUCACGUUAAUGGACACAGAGACUGAGGCCCAGAUGGCGAGUGACAUGAUGUCGCUGGCAGUUGGAGCAGAAAGACAUGCGGUUACACAAGAACACUACAACAACAACAUGAUGGAGAACGCAGAUAGGUUUCCACUUGUGUCCGAUGCAGCAGGCUUAUCAACAGACAUGACAGAGGUUGACAAAGCUACACUCUCGUCAUUCACCGGUGACAGAUCAGGGGAAGGUGACAUGUUUUCCACGUGUGACAAGUUGACGUCAAGUGUUGUUGUCAACUCGGACUGUUGUCAGAUGACAGACUGCACGGAAAUGGUCUCAGAAAAACUAAAUAUUCACAAUUAUGGUGGUCGAUUUUCAAAGCAGAUUGUUUGUGAUGGUCAUGGAAUAUUAAGACCACAAGAUGGUACUAAAUGUCUUGUGUCUCUCUUUAUCUCAACUUCUGGGUGCGACGUUCCUCAAAGUGCAAAGUGCUUGGGGUAUCUGUUCGGAACAGACAUUGAGAUUGAAAUAGGGGAAUCAUAUAGUGUCCCUACCGAACAAAUAGACCUUUGCUUAUUAACAAUGAAAGCAGGUGAAAUAUGUGAAACUAAAAUGUUUGAUCACAUGAAUGAGGAUGCUAUGAUGGGCAAACUGCCUGAAACGUUUACAUUACAGAUUCAUUUGAAGUCAUUCACAAAUGGCAUACCCAUCUGGCAGCUGUCACCAGAAGACAAGUUCUCAUUGGCACAUGUUAAUAAGAACAAAGGUACAGAGUAUUUCAGAACUGGAAACAUCGAAUAUGCUUUCAAGAGAUUCAGCAAAGCUUUGAAGUAUUUGAUAUGCAUGUCUCCAGAAGAAAAUAUUCCGCAAUUGAUGUUUGACGACUACAGUGAACUCCGGUGUAGGUGCUACAUGAACUUGGCAGCAUGCCAGAUGAAAAGCAGACGCUAUGACUUUGUGAUCACUAACUGCUCCAAUGCUCUCACACUGAAUCCCAAGAAGGUGAAGGCGCUGUACCGCCGAGCUCAGGCGUUUCUUCACCUCAAUGAUUUGGACGGAGCCAAGUCGGAUCUCACACUGGCAGCCACACUGGAUCCCAGCAACAAGGCGGUGCUACUGCUGCAGAACCAGGUGCUUUGCAAACAGGCAGAAAACGACAGUAAAAUGGCCGACAGUCUGAGUAAAAUGUUCACAUCAUGAAAUUGCUCAUUUGACAUUUCUCCUUCAGAGAUUUUCACAAUCUUUCACUGCAAUAAAUUGCUCAUUUGACAUUUCUCCUUCAGAGAUUUUCACGAUCUUUCACUGCAAUAAAUUGCUGGUUAACUUCCAUGUCAAAAAGUGUGUUUUUGUAGUGACUUUCUGAAGCGCUAUAUAGAACUGUUUUUGUUAUGAUUAAUUGAUGGUAACUUGUCAAAAGGUGUGUUUUUGUAGUGACUUUGUUAAGCACCACACAGAUGUGUUUUUGUUUUACUGGUGUUCCCAUUGAUUAAUAGUAAUCUGUGGUCAUAAUUAUCAAAUAUCAACGCUUCUAGAAUUGUUAUACAAAUCCACUAGCCAUGGGAUCAGUGAUUUUUAAAAUGUACUGGCCAUGAUUAAAAAUCCACUAGCCCUACUUUAAGUAAAUACAAUUUUACUAACAGGAAUUGAGAUAGUCACCUAAAGGAGAUGGAGUUUAGAUUAUGGGAAGGUGGGGGGGGGGGGGGGGGGGGGGGUUGGUGGGCAAGAUAUUCAUAUUUACAAAAUAGACUUGAAUACAGCAUUAGACAACUUUUUUUUCACUAGCCAUGGGAGUGGGGCUACCAUAGUCUAGAAUCCCUGCAAAUAUUCAAACCUUGAUAUGUUCCUAUAAAUACAGUGGUAGCCCAGUGUGUGAUCAUUCAGAGGACCAUUUCUCCCCAGCAGAACCAAUCCAGAGCUCCACAACUGGUUUAUAUCACACAAGUGGGUUUCUUUCCCAUCCUGAUCACAUCAUAUGACUUAAACCAUUACUUACACCAGACAUAACUCUAUUCGGUCUGUCUCCAUGUGCUUCUCUUUAUCUCUCUCACACACUUCCUUGACAUGUCACCAUUAUCUACACGUAGGUCUCUCUGUCAUCAAUGUUACCAUUUUGUAUAUCCCUCCGACACCCAUGGUGACAUGUCACUAUUAUUUAUAUUGUGUCAAUGAUGUGGCUAUAAUUGAUCAAUGCAUUUCUCGCGCCUAUGGAGGUGGCAUGUAACUCAUCGGUAAAGUGCUCACUUGAGGCGUGAUCGGAUCGAUCCCGUAGGUGGGUCCAUUGAGCUAUUCCUCGCUCCAGCCAGUGCAUCACAGCUGGUAGAUCAAAGGUCGUGGCAUGGGGAUGGUGCAUAUAAAAGAUCCCUUGCUACUAGUGGACAAAUUUAGCAGGUUUCCUCUCUAAAACUGUCAAAAUUAACAAAUGUUUGAUAUCUAAUAGCCGAUGAUUAAUAAAUUAGUGCUCUAAUGGGGUCAUUAAACAAAAAGGCAAUUGACCCAUUUUUGACAUAGUUAUGGCCUUGAACAUAUAUAUACAAGAAUUUGUUUUCUGGAUUUUGUUUGCAAUGCCUUGACAUAUUGAGCUGAAAUUUUGUGUAUAGCUUUGUCAUGUUCUGUUACAAAUCAAGUUUGACUUUCAUGACGAUUUACCUUAUUUAUGUUAAAAUAACUAAAUGUUUGACAUCCAGUAGCCGAUGAUUAAUAAAUCAAUGUGCUCUAGUGGUGUCAUUAAACAUAACUUUCUCUCUUAUGAUGAGGUCACUAUUAGGGCCUACUAUGUCUGCUUCUUAAAUAGUGUUAUAAUAUAAUAAAAUGGUCAGAUGUUACUUUGUAUUUAAUAAUACAAUGUAUUGAAAUAGUUAUGAAAAUUUAUGUUACUUGUAGUAGUCCGAUAUACAAUGUAUUACAAUGUAAAGCAUGUCUAGGUGGUCCAAUAACAGGUGUAUUAUCUAGAACCAUCACAAGUAGGUCUUGAUGACCUAAUUAUAGUAUACAAUACA